Tupaia belangeri chinensis (Chinese tree shrew) is the source of this 1833-nucleotide messenger RNA. RefSeq names its product histone H3.1. The record is from RefSeq and is a predicted model, not a curated record. The transcript has a single exon. Gene Ontology annotation, molecular function: protein heterodimerization activity; DNA binding; structural constituent of chromatin. Gene Ontology annotation, cellular component: nucleosome. Lineage: Eukaryota; Metazoa; Chordata; Mammalia; Scandentia; Tupaiidae. Bases 523 to 981 code for a protein of 152 amino acids.
AGCGCACGUGCCCUAUAACGAAAACCUCUCCAAAAAAAGAAAAUAAAAAGUUUGUGUAAUAAUGUGUCUAAAAUUAUUAGACCUUAAAUCCUCACAUGUUUAUACUUCCUUUGGGAAAAAAAAAAAGUCUUAACUUUUAAGCGUUUGAGCUCAAUCUGAAUGAAGAGAUGUAUGCAUAAAAUAUACACUGGAUUUUGUGCCCCCAAAGGUGUGAAAUAACAAUAGAAAUGUAUACUAUACUGACUUAAAGUAUUUUAAAACUCCUGGCUUUAUUUUGUUCUACUGUGGCUUCUAGUAAAAUUUAAAUUAUUUUGUGUCGCUCUCAUUUACUUAUACUGAAAGCCGCUGACAUAGAUGUAACUCAUAACUGAAGGGGAGAAAUGGAAAUUAAAUAUCAGACCAUAGACAACUAAGAAUGUCAAAGAAUUUGGAAAAACUCUUUGGAAUACUUGACCAAUCCGGUUACCCGUUUCCGUUGGGAGGGCUUCCUCGUGCCCAAUCAGCUUCAGUCUUUCACUAUAAAUGAGCGACAGCCUCUUCUCCCUCUUCGCCUAUCUUAUAACUCCAACCAUGGCUCGUACGAAGCAGACGGCUCGCAAGUCCACCGGCGGCAAGGCCCCGCGCAAGCAGCUGGCCACCAAGGCGGCCCGCAAGAGCGCCCCGGCCACGGGCGGCGUGAAGAAGCCGCACCGCUACCGGCCCGCAACCGUGGCGCUGCGCGAGAUCCGCCGCUACCAGAAGUCCACCGAGCUGCUGAUCCGCAAGCUGCCGUUCCAGCGCCUGGUGCGCGAGAUCGCGCAGGACUUCAAGACCGACCUGCGCUUCCAGAGCUCGGCCGUCAUGGCGCUGCAGGAGGCGUGCGAGGCCUACCUGGUGGGGCUGUUCGAGGACACCAACCUGUGCGCCAUCCACGCCAAGCGCGUCACCAUCAUGCCCAAGGACAUCCAGCUGGCGCGCCGCAUCCGCGGGGAGAGGGCGUAAACUCGGGGAAAGCUCAACCUUAUCCCCAAAGGCUCUUUUCAGAGCCACCCACUUAAACGCUGGAAAGAACUGUUCCUCUGCAUCGUUUGUACUGCCAGUGGUCGCAGGCCCCUUUUCAGGGCCACACUGGUCUGCCAAGCAGUAAUUUUGUUGCUGUGGUUACUUGCAUACUCAAGCAAGAUUGCAAGUCAUUUGCUGUCAUGUGUUCAGCUUCGUUUUUGUGUGGUACUGUCUCAUACUGUCUUACUAGGGAUCCCCAAAAAUUGAUGUGUGUACUUCAAAGUUCUUAUGCUCCAAAAUACUCUUUUACAUUUAUCUAUGGGUCUCUGAAGUACCUCCAUUCUCUAGUCUUAAUUACGGGAGAUCAGAAACAGUCAAUGCUGGAUCAAAAUGGAAAGAGGUUAGCUUGGCUUGUAUUGCCAAAAGUGAUUGGAACAGUUUCUCCCCAUACUUUAGACUGUGUGUAGUUUUCUCUGAAUUCAGGGAAUUUUAAGCCAAAAGUUCGAGUUUGCUCAAGAUCUUUAGUUUCAUGAUACCGUGGAGAAGUAUUUGAGCAGAGAACCAAGUAGAUUGUCCUUGUAGUGCCUUGUAAUUGUGUGUGGAGGGGUGUUUAGAGUGGUGGUGGAAGAAGGAAGAAAUCUGUCUCGGCUUUUUCACAAGAAAGUGAAGCUCCAUAAACCCACUGAACAUCAUGCUAGAAUUUGUCUCUAUGUUGGGCCUUGUAUUAUGCUCAUUUUAUUGUCUGUCCCUCCUGAAAUGCAGGUUCUAGGAAGGAGGAUCUUGUGUGUUAUACCUGGUAUUGUACCUCUCAAUAUUUGGGUAAAUGCCUGGAAGAAUAGGAAAGGAGCAAUC